AUGGAAGAAGUUUAUAAAAGCAUUCAAAAACCGUCCAAAUCUCAAAGAGAUACUGAAGAAACAAGACUAGAAGAAGCUUUAAAAAAUCCGAUGAAGCCCAUUAUAGAAGCUCAUACAGAGCUUCAAACCGCGUACAAAGAUUUAGACGUCAUAAUUGAUGAUGUCGUUUCGCGAAAUGAAUGAAUUUUAAACAGUAACUGCUAAGCAGAUAAAUACCUUGACCAUCUCCACCAGCAAGAAGCCAAGCUUCAUAAUCUCAAAGAAAAACUGGUCCAAGCCAACUUUGAGAUUGAAAAUAACCCAGAAGUAUACAGACUUAAUGAACAAAUGAAAAGCUACACAAAUCAAUAUGAGACACUGUCAAGAUUUAGUGCUCAGCUUAAAGCUCAAGAAAAUCAAUAUAGAAGUCAGUACUCAGAAGAAGAAAAACAAGUGAUGGAGUUAAAACAGACCUUAAAAGAACUAUCAAAAGAAAACUUAAAAUUAUCAUAUCAAUUAGAAGAAAUAAAGCCAAAAGAAAAAUCCUUACUCCCCCCACUCCGUGAGUGAACAAAACCAUUAGAAAAAUUGCUAUUUUUUGCCCAAAAACCCACCCUCCGUAAGUGAACAAAAAUUGUUUUAAUAGAAAAAUUUUUUAUGGAAAAAAAUUUUGAUAUAUAAGUGAUAGGUUAGGUUAGGUUUAAGAUGUGUAUUUAUAGUCCCUACUUCCAUGCGUGGCAUUCCUCCGCGCUCCUUGAGGAGCCGUGCUGGCACGAGCGAAAAGGAUGGACUUCCAUCACUGGCUCUCUGAGCUCAGGCCCGAAACCCCUGGUUCUCUCGGUAGUGGGUUGCCCUAUUGAGUCGUCAGCCGACUGUCGCUGGGCACCACCAUUUCCAAUUCAGCCUUCCGCCCCGAAUUACGCCAGUCUUAGCCUCCGGUUGGCCAGAUCGCCCUCGUAAGAGGACCCUUUUAACUGGAGAGACUUGUGCCCUUGAGAUCCCCAAGUCUAGCUUCGCCUCCCCUAUUUCCCGGAUCAUCUCCAAGAAAGAACUCAACCCCUGGCUAAGCCACCAAGUAACUUAGGCAGGUAACUCACCCUGCCUCUUUCGGACACCGAGUCUGAGCCUCGGCGCUACUGGCAAAAAGAAUGCGAAAAACUGCUGCCCCGGUCGAGUCCCAAAAUCAGCGGAAAUUGGGCUGGGCUUCUCGCCUCGAGGCUAACUCUUCCCUUGAGUAGCUCUCCGCAUCCAAAAACCAUGUCCGGUAUACAUAAGGACACCCGCCACGGAAGGACGGGUCGCUCGUCUCCGGCCAUUUUAUGUAUAUGAUAUAUAAGUGAUAAUUAGUAUAAUGAAAUCUAGAGCUAAUUCUGUUUAAUUUUAAACUAAUUGCUUUUUAAAACAUAAAUUUUAUAAAUUAAAUUAAUGUUUGCUUUCCAAUUUUUGCGAAUUAGGAUUUUUUUAAAUUUCGAAAUAAACUAUUUUUUAUAAAAUUUAUAUAUAAACUUUUGUUUAAAAAAAAAAACAUUAACCCCCCUCCUUGAGUGAAUAAAAUUUUUUUGUUCACUCACGGAGGGGGGGAGUUAGACAAUCUCAAGUCAAAAAUGCCUCAAAUUUUUUCAAAAUACUCUCAAAGCAAUCUUUCACAGAUCCCAACCGUUCAUUUUGAGCUGAUGAACCAGGAUCAGCAGCUUGAAUGCUAUCAUUUGAUAGAAGACGUUGAAAACCUUAAAAAAGAUAUAUAUAAAAUAAGAGACGAAAGCCAAAAUCUAGGAAGUCUCCAAGGAGCUUUCCUAAAUGAACAAAGAAAACUAGAACUUUUCUUCCAGGAAUGCUUAAACUCAGCCAAGCAAGAACUUUUAAAGAAUCAGCAGAUGCCACAAAUUUCAAAACAAGGGCUAGCAGGGUCCUUGUUUUUUGAACUUGUACAUAGCGAGCAAGCUAACAAUAGAACUGCUCCAACAGGCUUUUUAAAAGACAGAAGCAAAAGAAGUGCUUUGCAAGAAAGAGAUUGCAAAAAUGUUGUGUAUUACACUGUAAAAAGAAUGAUGAGAACUGCGAGGGAUGAGACGAGAAAUCAGCAGCUAUCUAAAUUAAAGCUGCCUUGAAAGGAUUUCCAUGAUUUCAGCACUUUGCAAUUGAUGGGACUUUUGUGCAUGAGAACUGAUAUUUUGAUGAUGCUACAUCAGACUGUAUUUCCUGCAAAUGUUUUGCAUUUGGUUGCAAGAGAAGAUGUUAGUCCUUCUCCAAAACCAACUCCGAAUCGUAAAUCAAGGGAUAAAAAGCGCCCACCUAGAGAGCUAUCAAUUAGAUCAUCAAAAAUUGGAAAAGAAUUGAUGAUGAAGCAUAGAGUGGCUUAA
This is a messenger RNA of Blepharisma stoltei, 2339 nucleotides long. Lineage: Eukaryota; Ciliophora; Heterotrichea; Heterotrichida; Blepharismidae. The record is from the annotation of a GenBank genome assembly.